GGGAAAAAACGGUCACUAUCAUCUUUAUGGGGAGGCAAAAAAUUUCUUCAAAAGACUAGUUGGUAAGCGUGCCAUCUAUAAUGCUCUUUGCAAACUCGAGCUGUACGAAGUAAGAGACAAAGAUAUCGAUUUUAUCGGUUCUACCAACCCAAAAAAGAUCAAAAUUUCCGCCAUUAAGUCCCUUAGCAAAUUUAAUUUUUUUGAAGAAGAGAAAUCGUGGUUUACGUUUGAGAAUGUAGCCAAAUGGAUAAUUACUUUUGCCUCUCUUUUAGUAGCGUUUUUCAUUUUUGAUACGUUUUUUGGUACUAAUAUUCUUGGGACGCUUGCUUAUCCUUUUCGCAAUUGGGGGAGAGGAAUUAAGGUUCCUACGAGUACGAUAUUAUAUGGCCCACCUGGCAACGGCAAAACCUUAGUAGUUAGAGCCACUGCCGGCGAAUGUCAGAAACCUUUUCUCUUUCGCUCGGGUUCCGAAUUUGAGGAAUCAGUGGUGGGACUUGGUGCCCGACGGGUGCGGGAACUUUUUCGCCGAGCCCGUGAACUAGCCAAAGUAUACGGAUUUUGUUUUGUUUUCAUUGAUGAAAUUGACACGAUUGGUCGCAAAAGAUAUUCGGCUCAUCCGGACCAUGCCGAACAGACCCUCAAUCAAUUACUAACGGAACUGGAUGGAUUUCGCCCUCGCGAUAAUGUUAUUGUCCUAGCAGCCACUAAUUCUCUACAUGUUUUAGGUAGUGCCCUCUUGCGGCCCAGUCGAUUCGACCGCAAAAUUUACGUUCCUUCUCCUAAUUUAAAAAGCCGGUGUGAGAUUAUUAAACUUUGCACCCGCCGACUGCUACUCAAACCUGACGUCGAUUUAGAGGAUAUUGCGGCUCCGACUAAGGGCUUAAGCGGUGCUCAAAUUACUAGUAUGUUUAACGAGGCUUCUAUUUUGAGCAUUCGCAGCGGUCAAAAAUACAUUGACUACGAAAUGAUUUUUGAAGCCUACGAUCGGGUACUAAUGGGGCCCUCUUGGACCAGCCAAACCCUAACUCCGGAGAAAAAAAAAAUAGUGGCUUAUCAUGAAGCUGGUCAUGCGGUUAUUGGUCUGAGUUUACCGGAAACAACUGUCAAAAAAAUUACUAUUGUCCCCGUUUGCAUGCGGGUGGCUACACUUGGAUCGAUUUGUGGUCGGGCUAGUGAAGAAUUAAUUUUUGGUUUGGAAUAUAUUACCAUUGGUGCUUAUAGUGAUUUUAAGCAAGCCACCGGUAUUGUUCGGGAUUUAAUUUUGCGUUAUGGAAUGUCAGAUUUAGGGAUUGUUCCGACCCAAUAA
Messenger RNA from Dentiscutata erythropus, 1306 nucleotides. The record is from the annotation of a GenBank genome assembly. NCBI's taxonomy places the organism in Eukaryota, Fungi, Glomeromycota, Glomeromycetes, Diversisporales, Gigasporaceae.